Cottoperca gobio is the source of this 1921-nucleotide messenger RNA. It is a transcript of the gene cyp27b1, whose product is annotated as cytochrome P450, family 27, subfamily B, polypeptide 1. The record is from RefSeq and is a predicted model, not a curated record. The coding region runs from base 1 to 1521 and encodes 506 amino acids. The transcript is spliced from 9 exons. Gene Ontology annotation, cellular component: mitochondrial inner membrane. Gene Ontology annotation, molecular function: iron ion binding; monooxygenase activity; heme binding. NCBI's taxonomy places the organism in Eukaryota, Metazoa, Chordata, Actinopteri, Perciformes, Bovichtidae. Gene Ontology annotation, biological process: C21-steroid hormone biosynthetic process; glucocorticoid biosynthetic process; cholesterol metabolic process.
AUGAUUAUUGUGAGAAGGAUGCUGCUACAGGCUUUAAGAGUAUCCGGCCGAAACGCCUUCCCCCUGGUCAAGUGGAUGGAGAAGUGGGCUGAGGGCGCAUCAGCCAAGCAGCAGGCAGUGAGGACUCUGGACGACAUGCCCGGACCGUCGGUCACCAGCUUCGCCUGGGACCUGUUCGCCAAACGGGGGCUGUCACGGCUGCACGAGCUACAGCUGGAAGGAGUGCACCGGUAUGGCUCCAUGUGGAAGGCGAGCUUCGGUCCCAUCCUGACCGUUCAUGUGGCUGAUCCAGCGCUCAUUGAGCAGGUACUGAGGCAGGAGGGCCAGCACCCCAUGCGCUCUGACCUUUCCUCCUGGAAGGACUACAGGAAGCACAGAGGACAUCACUAUGGACUUCUGACAUCUGAGGGGGAGGAGUGGCAGUUAGUGAGAAGUCUCCUGGGGAAGCACAUGCUGCGACCAAAAGCAGUCGAAGCUUACGAUAAAACCCUGAACGCCGUGGUCAGUGACCUCCUUGCCAAACUUCGCUUUCGCAGACACUCUUUGGGCCUCGUCACUGACAUCGCCAGCGAGUUCUAUCGCUUCGGCCUCGAGGGUAUUUCCUCGGUUUUGUUUGAAUCCAGAAUCGGUUGCCUAGAUGAGGUUGUCCCUGAAGAGACAGAGCGUUUCAUCCAGUCGAUCAAAACCAUGUUUGUGAUGACGCUUCUUACCAUGGUUAUGCCUAAGUGGUUGCACCGGCUGUUUCCUAAACCCUGGAACAUCUUCUGUCAGUGCUGGGACUACAUGUUUGACUUCGCUAAAGGCCACAUUGACCAGCGUUUGGCGGCAGUAGCAGAGAAGGUUGCCCGUGGAGAGGAGGUGGAGGGCCAAUAUCUCACCUACUUCCUGUCGCAAAACGGGCUGCCCAUGAAGACUGUCUACAGCAACGUCACAGAGCUGCUUCUUGCAGGAGUCGACACAAUCUCCAGCACUAUGUCCUGGUCGUUGUACGAGCUGUCCCGCGACCCCAAGGUGCAGGCAUUGCUCCGGGAUGAGGUGUUGAGCGUGCUGGAGGGUCGAAGCAUACCGGAGGCAGCCGAUGUGGCCCGCAUGCCUCUGCUGAAGGCCACAGUCAAAGAAGUGCUGAGGUUGUACCCCGUCACUCCUGCCAAUGCAAGAGUCAUUACAGAGAGAGACAUCGAGGUUGGAGGCUACCUCAUCCCUAAAAACACUCUGAUUACCCUGUGCCACUUUGCAACAUCACGGGAUCCAGCGGUGUUUCCAAAUCCAGAUAAAUUCCAGCCCGAACGAUGGUUGAAAAAGGACCAGACUCACCACCCGUAUGCCUCUAUACCCUUUGGGGUGGGAAAACGCAGCUGCAUAGGUCGCCGUAUCGCCGAGCUGGAGCUCUACCUUGCUCUUGCCAGGAUCCUCAUAGAGUUCGAUGUGAAGCCUGACCCAGAAGGGAUUUCCGUGAAGCCCAUGACCCGGACGCUUCUGGUUCCUGAAAAUGUCAUUAACCUCCAGUUUAUUGAACGAUGACCCACUCUGCAGAGCUGAUGUGUUGCAUGAACGAGAAUGUGAAUCUCCUCGCAGUAGAGAGCGCUAGCAGGCGGAGUUAUCACAGGAACCGUGAGCCUGUUGCACACAGUUAGAGCGGACCUUCAACCUUUGUUUCGACAGAGGCCAAAGCCCUCCGUAUCUGUGACCUAGUGUGUCAAGGCUGAUGUGUGGAGGAAGACAAACGAGUGAAGGAUGACAGCUCUUUACUGAGGCUUUACACUGGGAGUGGUGUAACUCCAAAUAUACCACUAAUUACUAAAAUCACCAUCAAGCUCUUAUUUGCACAGAGGCCAAGAGCAAGCCAGUGAUCUCCUUCCGUACGUUUCAAAGGACAAUGUUCAAACAAUGCUCCUUAAAGUGAGUGAGGCCAUGAUGUCUG